UGUGAUCGUAUAGUUUGCCUUUUUUACACUGUACUUACACAGGAAUUACAAAUAAAUGAACAAAAGGGAUCUGAGAAGGACAACCCUUCAAUAAUUGUUCAGACAGAGACCGCCCAAAUAGAAAACACAUGCUAUUUCCUCCCUGCCUGACCAACUUGGCCUUAAGAGUACAAGUUCCCAGGAGAGGGCUGGGCCUGUCCAAGCAGGAACUGGAAUCAGAGGCUUCCCCCGCUACUCGCUGGGAGAGAAGAACAUUAGGAAUGACUUUCAGCACCGUAGCUCCUGCACUGUCUCCCAGUAGCUACACAGCUUCGGGGCAAUCAAACUGCAGCUCAGCCUCACCCCUGCAGGAGUCCAGAUGCAGGCCAAGUACAGCAGCACGAGGGACAUGCUGGACUUUGAUAGGGACACCGUCAUGAGUGUGUCAUCUCGAGCCUCUUCUGCGACCCAGCGGCCAGAGGCUGGGCACACAGGGCACCGGCCUCCCUCUUCAGUUUGGCGUCCAGUGGCCCUGACCCUGCUGACUUUGUGUUUGGUGCUGCUGAUUGGCCUGUUAGCCCUGGGCCUUGUGUUUUUUCAGUUCUACCAACUUUCCAAUACCCAGCAAGAUAGCAUUUCUCACAAGGAAGAAAGAUUGGGGAAUCUCUCCCGACAGCUGCAGUCUCUCCAAACCAGGAACAGGAAGCUUGCGGAAAUCCUGCAGCGUGUGGCUGAAAAACUGUGUCGUGAGCUCUAUAACAAAAGUGGAGAGCACAGAUGCAGCCCUUGUCCAGAAGAAUGGAAGUGGCAUGGGGACAAAUGCUACCGAUUCUAUAUAGAGAGUAAGAAUUGGCAAGGCUGUGAAUAUUUCUGCAUUGCUGAGAAUGCGACCAUGCUGAAAAUAAACACACAGGAAGUGCUGGAGUUUGCCAUGCCUCAGAGCUACUCUGAGUUUUUCUACUCUUAUUGGACAGGGCUAUCUCGCAACAGCAGUGGCAAAGUCUGGCUGUGGACCGAUGGAGCCCUUUACUCCCCUGAACUGUUUGAGAUUAUAGUAGAUUUUACCAGCCUAAGAAGCAGAGACUGUGUGACCAUCCUCAAUGGAAAGGCUUUCUCAAAAGACUGCAAAGAGUUGAGGCGGUGUGCGUGUGAAAGAAGGGCAGCCAGAGUGAAGCCCGAGAGCUUCCAUUAGCUUCCCCGAGCCAUGGACUCUCCACCAUAAUUGCAACAUCAUGGUCUCUUCAAGGAGACUGAAGAUCAGAACAGAAGUCAGUCUUUUUAUGUGCAGCUCUAAGAAUCUGGUUUCAGUUCCUAUUUUCUCCCAUGUGGUCCAUAUUUAUACAACAAUUCAACAAAAAGGUUGAGUCAAGCAAAGUCAAUGCAAAGGAUAUUUGAAACUUUGGAACAUG
This is a messenger RNA of Lontra canadensis (Northern American river otter), 1388 nucleotides long. RefSeq names its product C-type lectin domain family 1 member A (gene CLEC1A). Lineage: Eukaryota; Metazoa; Chordata; Mammalia; Carnivora; Mustelidae. The record is from RefSeq and is a predicted model, not a curated record. The transcript has 6 exons. The coding region runs from base 359 to 1171 and encodes 270 amino acids.